AUGACAAAAAAAAAUAAUCAAAUAAAAAUUACUGUUUAUGGCUAUGAUGUAGCAACUACCGAAGAAGCUACCAAAAUAGUUGGUGAAAAACUUUCUCAACUCAAAUUAAAUUUUGCUGGUCUGGUUCCUCUACCAACCAAAAGAAAGGUUAUUACUGUUCCGAUUUCUCCCCACAAACACAAAAGUUCUCAAGAACAAUUUGUUCAACUAAUUCAUCAGCGGGUAAUUUAUAUUGAGAGCGUUUCCUCCACUGAUUUAGAAUCCUUGGAAAAGUUAAAAGUUCCGAGUACUGCCCACCUAAAAGUACUAGUCCCAAUUCGAAACUUUUGCCGAUUAGUGGCAAAACUCCUUCGGGUAGCUCGCAUCGAAAAAGAACGAUUAUUUCCGACUAGCGAGAAAAACUUAGAGAAAACUAAUAGGCGAUUAAUUAUUGAGCGAGAAAAAAUUGAAUUGAAGGAGAAAAAACUACAGCAAGAGGAAAAGAGAACAAGUGAGUUCGCUAAUCAAUUAUUCCGCAAGGAGGAAUUAUUUACCCAACAACUGGCAGUAAGUUCAAAAAAGGAAAGGGAUGUUCGGGAGGAGAUGGAAAAAAUUGAUCAAAUAAAAAAGCAGGUAAUGAAUGAGUUAGGAAAAAUAAUUCCAAUGAGCAAAGAAGAAGCGAAAAAAAGUCUCUUUGCUUUGCUAAAAGAAGAGGUUGAUAGAGAAUUAGAAAGGUAUAAAGAAGAAAAAGUUAGUUGGGUAGAAAAAGAAGUAAAAGAAAAAAGUAGUAAUUUAAUUUGUCUAGCCUUAGAAAAAUGUAGUUCGGAACUAGUGCUUACCAAAACAACUGAUACUUUGUUGGUGGAAAGUCCACAAAUAAUUAGUAAAAUAAUUGGGAGAGAAGGACGAAAUAUUAAUGCUUUUCAGCGAGUUACUGGCACUGAACUAAUUAUUGACCGUGAAAGUGAUGAACAAAGCGUUCAAAUUUCUUCUUUUAACUCUUUGCGCCGAGCGAUAGGUUUACAAACUCUCCGCACUUUGAUUAAAGAAGCCAGAUUUUCCCCUCUCCAAAUUGAAAAGACUUAUCAAAAAGUAAGUUCAGAAAUUGAUGAACUUAUUGUUAAGACCGGGAUGGAGGUUUUGCAAGAACUAGAAUUAAAUAAUGUUCAUCCCGAAUUGGUUAAACAUUUAGGAAAAUUAAAGUAUCGCACUAGUUAUGGACAAAAUGUGUUGGGACAUUGUUUAGAGGUGGCCAAAUUAGCAGGAAGUAUUGCGGCCGAGUUGGGCUUGGAUGUUUUCUUGGCACGGCGAGCUGGUCUAUUUCAUGAUAUUGGUAAAGCAGUGGAGGACAAUGGAAAUUACUCCCAUGUUUUGAGUGGCAUCAAUUUAGCUAAAAAGCAUCAAGAACCCGAAGUAGUUAUUAAUGCCAUUGCUUCUCAUCAUCGAGAUUUCCCGCCCAAUAAUCUUUAUUCUUUAAUUAUUUUGGCGGCUGAUAGGUUAUCGGCAGCUCGUCCUGGUGCUCGCGGUCAGCAGUCAGAAUCUUAUGUGGAACGGAUGAAUGAUUUAGAAAAUAUUGCUAAUGAGUUUCCCGGUAUUAAAAAAAGUUAUGCUUUUCAAGCUGGGCGAGAAAUCUGGGUAUUUGCUGAUUCGGAAAAACUAAACGACCAUAAAACCUGA
Messenger RNA from Ambispora gerdemannii, 1656 nucleotides. The record is from the annotation of a GenBank genome assembly. Lineage: Eukaryota; Fungi; Glomeromycota; Glomeromycetes; Archaeosporales; Ambisporaceae.